UUUAUUUACCUCACCAUUCGCACCGGUUCUAAUUUUUCACUGUUUUCGGAUUUUGUAUUAACAACGGUUUUAUUAACCUCCGCCAUGAAAUUCUCGUCUGUAAACGCUAAGUGUCCGACGUACAAAGAAAACCAUGUUUUGUAUAUUGGAGCACAUACUGGAACGUUCAAAAGAAUUAAUGUGUACGACGAAGAUCCAUACCAGCAAACCAAUCUACAACCUAUAGAGACACUCAAUAAAACGUCGAGAAUAACAUGCAUGGAAUUUGGCAACAAAGAACAAACCGAAGUUCUUGUUGGACGGGCCAAUCAUUUUGUGAAGGUAUUCAACUGCACAGAGGAGGACAGCACUUCAAAUUUUGAAGCGGGCAAUGACGAAGUAGUCGGACUUGGGCGUAGCAAUGGAUGUAUUGUAGCCGGUCUGGCGAACGGUACGGUGCGUGUUAUCAAAUAUCCUACCACGACUGAGUUUAGUGUUGGUGAUAAUCUUGCCCGAAUGCGCCUUUGCCUGGAGGACGAAACUCGUAUGGUUACCGGGGGCAAGCUGUUGAAAGGAAUCAUUAAACUGUGGGACCUUGAGACGCAGAAGGUGUUAUUCAAGGCGAAAAACGUACCCAAAGUUCUUGAACUUGAGCAGCCGGUUUGGGAUAAUGAUGUCGUUUUUGUAAACAGAAACGUAAUAGCGUCUUGCUCACGCCACGGCUACGUACGUCUUUACGACACGCGAGGUCCACAGAAACGACCAAUCCAAAAUUUCACUUCGUCGGAUCCUGACGAUCAGCUAGCCUUCUCUUGUUUGACUUCUUAUGGCGAUUAUCUUUACGCCGGCACAACAACCUUUGGGGCCCGAGGGUUUGAUAUUCGUAAAAUGAAAAACCACAUCCAUGUAUACAAAGGAUUUAGUGGAACCGUGACGUCUAUUCGUGUCGACCCGACUGGUAACCAUUUAAUAAGUGGUUGUCUUGAUCGGUUCGUAAGAAUUCAUCAUGCAAAUCUUACUGCGUUGGAAUAUCGAACCUAUGUGAAAUCUAAACCGACUCAAGUAUUGAUUACCGACUUGAAGGGAAUUAAAACAGAAUCUAAUGAUGAUGAUGCUGAGAAAGAAGAUGUACAAAUCAGCAUAGAUUUGGCUGGGUCCGACUCAGAGUACGAUGAACUGUUCUCUCAAAUGCAAACGGUCAAGGAAACCACCGUUAAAGCAAAGAAAAGGAAAAUACCGCCACAGGAAUCCCGUAAGCAAAAUGGUCAGAACAACCAAGGUGGCGAAAAGAGAAAAAUUGUAAAAGCCAAUAAUAAAGAUUAAUUACCACUUCAUGUUUUUUAGUUAUAUUUUUUAGUAGGGAAUUUAGAUGAUAACAAAUUAGUUAUGAAGGUUGGCUGAAAAAUUAAACAUUGGCAGUAUUUACUAAAUUUUUCUUUAAUUAUAUGUAAAUUGUUUAUACCAAAAAGUGGAUUUAUAUUAAAGGACUUUUUUUCUUGGUCGGAUAUAGUGUCCGUCAGAGCUGAUCACUUCCGUAUAAGUGGGUCAAUUAUGUGACUUAUAUUCAAAAUA
Molecule: messenger RNA, 1551 nt
Organism: Anopheles coustani
Lineage: Eukaryota; Metazoa; Arthropoda; Insecta; Diptera; Culicidae
Product: WD repeat-containing protein 74
Exons: 3
Coding region: 85-1302 (405 amino acids)
Biological process (GO): ribosomal large subunit biogenesis
Cellular component (GO): nucleolus; preribosome, large subunit precursor
Molecular function (GO): protein binding
Source: RefSeq, a predicted model, not a curated record